AUGCAGGAGUCUCCUACUUCCUUGGCUAUGGAUGGCUACUCCAGCAAUGUGCCGGCAUUUCUCACCAAGCUGUGGACGCUGGUAGAGGAUCCCGAGACCAACCAUCUCAUCUGCUGGAGCAUAAAUGGCACCAGCUUCCAUGUUUUUGAUCAGGGCCGGUUUGCAAAGGAGGUCUUGCCCAAGUACUUCAAACACAACAACAUGGCCAGUUUUGUCCGGCAGUUGAAUAUGUAUGGCUUUAGGAAAGUGGUUAAUAUCGAGCAAGGAGGCCUUGUGAAGCCUGAACGAGAUGACACCGAGUUCCAGCAUCUCUAUUUCCUUCAAGGCCACGAACAUCUUUUAGAACACAUCAAAAGGAAGGUAUCAGUUGUGAAAAGUGAAGAAACCAAGAUGCGCCAGGAAGACCUGAGCAGGCUACUAUAUGAGAUCCAGAUCCUCAGGAGUCAGCAGGAGACGAUGGAGUGUCAAGUGCAGGACAUGAAGCAGCAGAAUGAAGUUUUGUGGAGGGAAGUGGUGUGUCUCAGGCAGAACCAUUCGCAGCACCAGAAAGUCAUCAAUAAGCUGAUUCAGUUUCUGUUUGGCCAGCUCCAAUCAAACCCCAGCAACACUGGAAUAAAGAGAAAACUACCUCUUAUGUUGGAUGAUGGAAACUCUGCUUCUCAGGUGUCAAAGUUCAGAAGGCAUUUAUCAAUGGACCCGCUCCAUGAGUCCUAUUUCAUUCAGUCGCCAUCCAUGCUUGUAGCUGCUGCCACUUCCUCCCUCUGCAUCACCGGAGGACCAGUGAUAUCAGAUGUUACUGAAGCAUCACCGUCAAAUGCUGUGGUAAUGCAGCCUCCUCCUGACAGUGAAAGAGCAGAAAUGUGUGAUCCUUUAGAUGGUGCCGAUUUGAAUUUGGAAGGCCUUCAGAUCUUGUUGAGAAGCCAGCAGUACAAUCUGGAAGCUGCCAACUCUUUGGAUGGCUUCAACCCCACUAUUUCUGCAAAUGAAUGGAAUUUGAAUGACGUGGAGGCAAGUUUGUCCUCGAUACAGAAUCCCACUGUGUAUCUGGAGAAGAAUGCAACUGAGAUGUCCUGCCAAGUGUGAAAGCCUCAGUCCAAUGCCUACUGCCCAGGAGAGAUGUCAAUCUGGAAAGUACCCAACGGCACCUUGCUGGCAAACCACG
Molecule: messenger RNA, 1162 nt
Organism: Gekko japonicus
Lineage: Eukaryota; Metazoa; Chordata; Lepidosauria; Squamata; Gekkonidae
Gene: HSF4
Product: heat shock transcription factor 4
Exons: 13
Coding region: 1-1083 (360 amino acids)
Biological process (GO): regulation of DNA-templated transcription
Molecular function (GO): sequence-specific DNA binding; DNA-binding transcription factor activity
Source: RefSeq, a predicted model, not a curated record